Messenger RNA from Hippoglossus stenolepis (Pacific halibut), 998 nucleotides. It is a transcript of the gene anapc16, whose product is annotated as anaphase promoting complex subunit 16. Gene Ontology annotation, biological process: protein ubiquitination. The coding region runs from base 173 to 499 and encodes 108 amino acids. Gene Ontology annotation, cellular component: anaphase-promoting complex; cytosol; kinetochore. The record is from RefSeq and is a predicted model, not a curated record. Lineage: Eukaryota; Metazoa; Chordata; Actinopteri; Pleuronectiformes; Pleuronectidae. The transcript is spliced from 4 exons.
AGCGGUGGCAGCGUUUCAUCCGCAUAGUUUUAAAAUCUGCUGUCGGAGCGUAAAACGCUGCAUGUGUCGCAAAGUGGUAGUAAGACCACAACUACACAAACAAACAACAGAAAGAACUGCGCGGAUUUAGAGUCGAUGCAGAUUCACCUGGACAACAACGGUUUCUAACACGAUGGCUGCCUCCUCUUCGUCCUCCUCUGCGGGGGGUGUCAGCGGCAGCUCGGUGACAGGAUCCGGAUUCAGCGCCUCAGAGCUCAUCCCCCCCAGGAAAGUGCUGUACACAUAUCCUAAAGGUGCAGGAGAGAUGAUGGAAGAUGGCUCCGAUAGAUUUUUAUGCGAGUCUGUAUUCAGCUACCAAGUGGCCUCAACACUGAAACAGGUCAAACACGAUCAACAAGUGUCUCGAAUGGAGAAGCUGGCGAGCUUGGUGGAGGAGCUGGAAGCGGACGAGUGGCGAUACAAACCAAUCGAACAGCUGCUGGGAUUUACACCGUCUUAAGUAAAGAUGACCCAGAUGCCUUUGGUUAAUAAAUCAGCCAAGUAUAAGGAAAAGGGAAGGAGCUACUUUUAUUUCAGUUCAUAAAUUAUAUCCCUCCUUUUAUGGGUUUGUGUGUGAAAUGUUACCUGGAGAUAUACAAUGUGAGAUGUAAUAUUUCAUCACUCCUUUUAUUGUAUGAACAUGGUUAACUUAAAAUCUUCUAUAAUAACUUCAACAAAUUAAACUUUUGUAAUAGAUUGUUAAUACUUUUCAACUGGUUUAAGCUGAUAAAGUGUUGCCAGUCCAGUCUGCUCUAAGGCUGAGAUAAGAAAACUAUCUUUGCUAACGUAAUAAAUCCCCUGAAGUGAGACGUUGUUUUUCCACUUGGCUGCUCUGUAACUCCUGAAUCUGAAAACCCGGUGCCUGUUCAGUCCACCCUCCUCUCUGUGUGGAUCCUGGUCGCUGCUCGCUCUCUGCGAAAACAAAGAAAGCUUGUAAAUAAAGUCACACGUCGACAUGU